UCUCUCAUACACACACACACACACACACACACUCUCUCUCUCUCUCUCUCUCUCUCUCUGCUUCUCUCGCGACGCUGAGCCACAAAGCGGACCGUCGGCGCACGGCAGAGGCACCUCGCCGCUUCAGGGUGAAGAUGUACGGCGGUUUGUGCGCCCGUAAGCUGGCUCGCCGGUCGCGGUCAGCGUUAAUCGCCGCGCUGACGGUGCUGCUGGUCCAAACGCUCAUCGUGUGGAACUUCAGCAGUCUGGACACCGGAGAAGAGCGAAAAGACAACGGCAGAGAGAAGAGGGACCGGAUCGGCAUCAACAAAGCCUUCAGCGAGUACCAGAAGAGCGGCGUCCAGACGAGGCAUCAGCAGCAGCCGCCGCUGGGGAGAGCGGCCAGUCGACACAAACAGCAGCCGGACGGCUACUACUCGCAUCGGCCCAAGGAGAAAGUCCGGGUGGACAGCAACAAUGAGAACUCCGUUCCCAAAGACUUUGAGAAUAUAGACAACAGUAAUUUCGGGGCACGUUCACAGACUCCGAGACAUGCACCCGGCAAGCACAAACAAGGCCUUCUGGAGAAGGCGCAUGCGCAGCAAAGCCUGAGCAAGAACUCCAACGAGGUCAUUCAGUAUGCACAGAACAAAGGUGGCUUUAAUCAGACGCGCCCCGACCGUCAGCGGAGGGCCGAUCCCACCCUCCGUCCACAGCAGUCCCAGCAGCACCGGCACCACCUGCAGCAGGCCAAGCGAUCGGCCACGCCCACCGCCGACUUGAAGUACGAUCAGCCGCCCAAAUGCGAGAUCAGUGGAAAAGAGGCGAUCUCCGCCCUUUCUCGCGCCAAGACCAAGGAGUGCCGGCAGCAGAUUGCAGAGGUUUACUGCCGCCACAAAGAACGCAAGCUCAUGCCCGAGAAGGUCACCCGUUACUGCCCCGUAGAGGGCAAAGUAAAUAUGAAUGUGCAGUGGGAGGAUGACUCUAUGGAGACUGUGCCUGUGGUACCAGUGCGGAUCGCCUUCAUGUUGGUGGUUCACGGACGGGCCUCACGCCAGGUGCAGCGUCUCUUCAAGGCCAUCUACCACACGUCCCAUUACUACUACAUUCAUGUGGACCAGCGAUCCAACUACCUGCACAGGCAGAUGGUGGCUCUGGCUCGCCAGUAUCCCAACGUCCGGGUCACGCCGUGGCGCAUGUCUACGAUAUGGGGCGGAGCCAGUCUGCUCACCAUGUAUCUGCAGAGCAUGAAGGACCUGCUGGCCAUGCAAGAUUGGUCCUGGGAUUUCUUCAUCAACCUGAGUGCUGCUGAUUACCCAAUCAGGACCAAUGAUCAGCUGGUGGCCUUCCUGUCCAAAUACAGGGAUAUGAAUUUCAUCAAGUCCCACGGGAGAGAUAACGCUCGAUUCAUCAGAAAACAAGGUUUGGACCGGCUUUUCUUCGAGUGUGACACCCAUAUGUGGCGGCUUGGAGACAGGAAAAUUCCAGAAGGCAUAUCUGUGGACGGAGGCUCUGACUGGUUUCUGCUCAACCGAAUGUUCGUGGACUACGUCAUCAACAGUCAAGAUGACCUUGUGACCAACAUGAGACGUUUCUACGCAUACACACUCUUACCUGCAGAGUCGUUCUUCCACACGGUUCUGGAGAACAGCCCGCACUGCGAGAGCAUGGUGGACAACAACCUCCGCAUCACUAACUGGAAUCGAAAGCUAGGCUGCAAGUGUCAGUACAAGCACAUCGUGGACUGGUGCGGCUGCUCGCCCAACGACUUCAAGCCCUCCGACCUGCCCCGUUUCCAGCAAACCACCAGGCCCACAUUCUUCGCCAGGAAGUUUGAAGCAAGUGUAAAUCAAGAGAUCGUGAAUCAGCUGGACGCCUUCCUGUUCGGGAGCAUGCCCCAGGGCACGCCGGGUCUCAAGGCCUACUGGGAGAAUGUUUUUGAUGAAGCGGAUGGUAUUCACAGCCUGUCCGACACUCAUCUCACUCACUAUCAUGCCUUCGCCCGAUUGGGUCUGGCUCGGACCGGCAACUCGUUACAGGGUGACACCAGUGACAACAGCUGCAGGUAUUUUUCCAUGGGACAUCCUGUGUCUGUCCACAUCUACUUCCUGUCUGAUGAGUUCCAGGGAUACCUGGUCAGGCAUCAUGCCACCAACCUGGCCACCAGCAAACUUGAAACCCUGGAGACCUGGGUCAUGCCCAAGCAGUUCUUCAAGUUCACCAAUCCACCCAAUACCUUCAACAGACUGCAGUCUGCAGAGAUUGGAACAGACUGGGAUGCUAAGGAAAGGAUAUUCCGGAACUUUGGGAAUCUGAUGGGACCCAUGGACGAGCCUGUGGGAAUGCAGAAGUGGGCGAAAGGGUCAAAUGUGACCAUGACUGUGGUGUGGAUUGACCCCACCAAUGUCAUCGCUGCCACCUACGACAUCCUGAUCGACGCCAGUGCGGAGUUCACUCACUACAGGCCUCCGCUGAACCUGCCCCUGCGGCCCGGCAUGUGGACCGUACGUGUGCUGCACCACUGGAGCCCUGUGGCAGAGACACGCUUUCUCAUCACUCCUCUGAGCCACCACAAACACCUGCCCAUACGCCAAGAGGAUGCUGUAAGAAUGCACAACGGGCCGGCCAAGAACAGCUACAUGGAGCAGAGCUUCCACGGCCUGAACCCCAUCCUCAACAUCCCAGUGCACCUGGGUCAGGUGGAAGCAGCCGAACACAACGCAGAGCUCACGGGGCCCGAGCUGGAGCGCUGGGUGGACGGUCUAGUGGGCGAGGUGUGGUCAGCUGUGGACGUGUGUUCAACAGGCCCCAGUGGCUGUCCGGUCAUGCAGACUUGCAGAGAAACGGUGUGGAGCUCUCUCAGCCCGGACCCAAAGUCCCAGCUGGGCUCACCCAAAACCAACGGGCGAAUCAGGUAGCAGCAUUCACUGCCCUGAAGACUCGCCUUUUUUCAUUUCUUAGGCCAUUUUGUUUUUAUUUAUUUUCCAGCAUCGCUCAUGUGAAUAUGAGCAAAAUGGCCCUCUCUCAAACGCAAGACGCAGGGCCUCGAAAGUUUACGCUGGGAAGUUUUUUUUGUUUUUUGUUUUAAUGUGUGCCCUCUCAAACUCUUGAGUGCUUUAGUGAUGUGAGUGCUGUCAGGCUUGUCUAUAUUUAAUUUAUUUUGAUUACUGUGAUUGAAUCUUUGUCAGCUGGAAGCAGCAGGUGAUGCCUAAAUGUAGGUGUCACCGCUGAAUGCUGGGAUUGGGAUAUUAAGCACAGAAUGGACCUUAACACUGGUUGUAAGACCAAAAGGUAUGUUGGUAUACUAAGCCUCUAUAUUUAAAAGCAAACACACUUGCACCUAACAUAAAUGGUAGAAGGAGCGUUUUUCAACCUAUGCCUUAUUAAAACCAAUGUUUCAGAUCGUAUAUAACGUUCUGUAGUACAACAUUUGUGUGUUUCAUUAGUUUUUAGAAAAGUAGUUCCAUUUUAAUAAGGCUUUCACUGGGUCAACUGCAGUCAAACUCCCCUAAUAAAGUCUCUUGAUUAGUUUUAAUAAGUUAUUGGUUGAAAAACAUCUGGUUUUAAUAAUGAACAAGUCAAAGAGAUCCAGUGUCGUGCAAGAUGCCAACCUCCACAGAAUGCUAUGACCUUUGGAGGCAAAGAGGAAGCAGUUAGUUAUUCUGUUCAAAAAUGUGUCACUCUUCUGUAUAAUCAGAAAGCCCUGGUUAUACUUUGGUAGUAAUGGUAGCUACAAACAAUAAAAAGGACAAAUAAGUGGUAGUUGCAUGUAAGUCAAGCUAGCAGGCUUAUCAGUUAUCAGGCUAGAGAUGUGCGAAGGCUGGAGAGCUUGCAAGCUAACGGAAAACAGAACAGGAAAGCUUUUGAGCACAUUUAGCUUUAGUUAUGUAAUGUGAUAGGCGAUGCAUACUACCGUUCAAAAGUUUGAGGUCAGUACAUUUUUGAAACAAGUCUUUAUUCUCACCAAGGCUGCAUUUAUUUGAUCAGCAAUGUAGUAAAACAGUAAUAAUAUGAAAUACUGCAAUUUAAAAUAACUGUUUCUAUUAACUGUGAAUGUCAGCAUCAUUACUUCAGUGUCACACGAUCCUUCAGAAAUCAUUCUGAUAUGAUGUUUUAGUGCUCAAGAUACUUUCCUAUCUUCAUCAGUGUUGAAAACAUCUGUUCUGCUUUUUAAUUAAUUAUUAUUAUUAUUAGUUUUUAAGCUUCUUAAAAACAUCUUACUGACCCUUUUGAACUUUUCAACAGUAGUGUAAGUGUAAAGAUGGGAAAACUGUUUAGCUAGCAAUUUUGUUUUGGCUUCUUUACUAAUAUUUCUAAUCAGGCGUCACAUAGAGUAUUGAUAAAGAUGUUUUAGUCAAUUAGUUCGCUUCAUGAUCCAAGGGGAAAGGAUUCUGUGGAGAGGUCAAAACUUGCACGAUACCAAGCUACAAUUCUGUGAGCGAGAGAGUCUCGAGUGUCUUGUGCGACUGUCUGAAAUGGAAAGUGCCGGCUGUGCUGGCACAGCACAAAAAAAAUCUAUUUCUUUGCCUCUUUAUUGGUUUAUAAUUUUUCCUUUCCCCUGAACAGAGGUACUGGGUAGCUGAGUUGGGUUAUAAGUUGGCUAUUUAUUCAUGUGUUUAUAUAAAUGAAAUAGAUAUUUUUUUAGUCAAUGACUAAUGUCUAUAUGCUGUUUUUGCAGCUCAUUCAAUACCUUUUGUAAACAAGCUGCCUUUAUUUACAAAGGCUAUCAUCCCAACCAUAUUACAAGAUGCGGUACUAGUAUGGGCGUUAGGAAAGACCCUUCUGCCCCUCCACCUGAGGUUCACAUGUUCAAUUGACAAAUGUUGAGCUCUUCGGGAAACUUAACUGGAUGAAUGAUCUUAAAUGACCUCAGUCAUGCUGCUUGUCAUUUUCUUUAUUCUAGUGUUUUUAUACGAGCCAGUGUUCGGUACUUUCGCCAUAUAUUGGGCAAACGAACAAAAACGGACAUUGGCUGGACUGGAUGGUAGCAUCCAUGGAAUUUUUAACAUGGUUCCUGAAGUUCCUGGGUUCAGUCUCUUUUCUGCACGUACAACCGUUUGGACGUCACAUUUUCCAGAUCGGGCCGUCUGGAUUACUCACAUCCAUAAUAAUGAUAGGGUGGCCUCUCAGAUCUGACUGAGAUGUAUUUUUAGUGAGGAAGAUUGCAAGCUUGCUGGACUCGACAGUUUGCAUUGGCCCAACAUUUUCUCCAUUUUUACCAACCUUUAAUGUUUCUACAUUGCAAAUGUACGACUCCAUAUUUAAACUGGGCUAGUGUGGCUUGUUGCACUCUCUUAUUUGAGGAGCACGUCUCCUCUGGGACUCUGACCCCGGCCUAGACAUCACUUUGUAUGCAGUCUGAUUGUUAUCUGGUCUUCAGAGAUGUGGCGUCCCGCCCAGGGUGCGCAAACAAUGAAAUGUCAUUGCUGUCAUGUGAUCCAAAGGAGGAUGCGACCUUAAAAUUUCAAUAAAGCACUCUUGUCAUUCAAAUGUUCACAACGGGGUGCGAAAUGGGAAUGCAUUGCUAUUAAAAAAAAUUAUAUAGCGUCUAUUGCUUGUCUAAGUGGUGUUACAUCUGUACUGUACAAGUGAAAGUGCAAAUUAUUUGAUAUUCAUAAAAGAGAAGUUCUGUGAAAUGAUCUAUUUACAUACAACUCAUUGACUUCUGAUUCACAAUCUCGGCUGUAAGUGAGGAUUCAGCCGCUGGAUAGUAAAAUAUUAAUGUUAAGAUCCAUUUUACACUUAAAGGUGAAGUGUGUCAUGUUCAAAUAAUUUCCUAUUCCAGUUCUGUGUGCAGAUUCCUCCCAAUGAAUGCAAACUUCAUUUUUGAUAAAACUGCUCUGUUUGUCUGAGUUUGGGGCAAGGCGAGGGAUGGGGCGUGGCCUAAAACAAUAUGUGUUCAACUUCCGUCGGAUUUAACCGUUUUGCUGCUUGUAGUCAGGGAAUGAGUUCAAAACAAAGACAUCAAGUCAGACGCUUUCUGCUUCCUGUGAGGUUGCUUGCUCUGUUUGUGUAUGUUAUUUCAGAUGUAUGUGCUGCUUAAUACAGAGCCUGUGUUUAAGAAAAAGGUUGAGUGUAAGCGUAUACUAUUAAAACAGUGGAGUCUAUAUUUCUUAUUUUUAACAUUUUCUUUUGAAUAUUAACAUGCCACAGUCUAACAUUAAGAAAACAUAGCAAGAUACACAUUAACUGUUACACAAAAAGAUGUAUGAGUAACUGAAGGUAUCAGAAUAAACACAACACAUGUCUCAAGCCCAUUCUGAAACCGCUGUGUCAUCAACAGAGCUCCAGGAGACAAUGUGAAGACUGCUCUUGAAUUGUUCUCAUGGUACUUAAUGGCAGAAGUCAAAGAACAUAUUUUCUAACUCUCAUGCACUGCUUCAAGAAGCCGACUGGCUUGUGCAGCGCCUCGUGAAGUCCAACACGUCUCAUAAUAUUUGCUGUUCUGUUUGAUGUUAUACAAAUUACACACUUCACCUUUAAAAGGAUAGUUCAUCCAAAGCAGAAACUUCCGUCAUGGUUUACUCACCCUCAUGUCGUUCCAUCUUCUAUGGGACACAGAAGAUUUAAUUUAUAAAAUGUUAUUUUUGUCAGUGCAAUUAAAGUCAGUAGGGUUCAAAACAACACCAACUUUUUUAAUUGGCUGGGUUAAAAAAUGAUGACAUUUCUUCAUAAAUGAUGACCGACGUUACUUUUUUUUUUUUUUUUUUAAGAUCUCUGCAGUGGGUGAAUCUAACCUCACAAAUACAGCAACGUACCUCUUUCUUUCACAUUACUUUACAGAAAUAUCUAAUCUGACGUUCACGUUGAAAUGGUAUUUAUUAGCACAUCUCUUCUGUACUAUAGCUAUUUUGGUAGGAAUGACAAUGUAAAGUAUUUUGUAUUGGACUGGCGUUCAUAAGUUUUGUAAAUAACCUUGUUUUUAAAAAAAGCCGUGUCAAAGUGGGUCAGGUUUUGGUGUAUUUAUGGGCAUGUGAAGGGCUGUAGAAGUCUGAGUGUGUGGUUUGGGCUCUUAAUAAACGUUUUUGCCUUUCAGAGACUCGUAUGCCAGAUUGCCGUUCUCUGUGCUGGAAUGUUUCGUUGAGCAACUGUUGCACAAUUGAUUUAAACUCUUCAGUCGGAGGGGACCUCUGUGCCUUAGCUGUUGUUCCCAACCUUUGUGUCUGUAAGCAUCAAACAUGUCGUCUCCGUAUCUUUCAUUUCUCCAGCAAACCAAAAACCUGCUGUUGUUAAUGCCUUCUGUAUCAGUGUUCUUUUGGUUUUGCUGUCCUUUUCUUCAUAUUGAAUUUUGAAAUAAUAAAAAACACCUUUGUCAUCUCA
Molecule: messenger RNA, 7299 nt
Organism: Carassius gibelio (silver crucian carp)
Lineage: Eukaryota; Metazoa; Chordata; Actinopteri; Cypriniformes; Cyprinidae
Product: xylosyltransferase 1
Exons: 11
Coding region: 135-2897 (920 amino acids)
Biological process (GO): heparan sulfate proteoglycan biosynthetic process; chondroitin sulfate proteoglycan biosynthetic process
Cellular component (GO): membrane
Molecular function (GO): protein xylosyltransferase activity
Source: RefSeq, a predicted model, not a curated record